CCUCCAGGAUCCAAAUGGGAACCCCAAAGCAGCCCUCGCUGGCUCCUGCACACGCCCUAGGCUUGAGGAAGUCGGAUCCCGGAAUCUGGAGCCUGGGGAGCGACGCGGGAGGAAGGCGGUGGAGACCAGCAGCCCAGAGUAUGUUCCAGAUCCCAGAGUUUGAGCCGAGUGAGCAGGAAGACGCCAGUACUACAGAAAGGGCGCUGGGCCAUAGCCCCACUGAGGGCCAGCCAGGUCCCUACCUAGCCCCAGGUCUCCUGGGGAGAAUCGUUCAUCAGCGGGGACCAGCCAACAACAGUCAUCAUGGAGGCGCUGGGGCUAUGGAGACCCGGAGUCGCCACAGUUCGUACCCAGCGGGGACCGAAGAGGAUGAAGGGAUGGAGGAGGAGCUUAGCCCUUUCCGAGGACGCUCUCGUUCGGCUCCCCCCAACCUCUGGGCAGCGCAGCGCUACGGCCGUGAGCUCCGAAGGAUGAGCGACGAGUUUGAGGGUUCCUUCAAGGGACUUCCUCGCCCAAAGAGCGCAGGCACUGCAACACAGAUGCGACAAAGCGCCAGCUGGACGCGCAUAAUCCAGUCCUGGUGGGAUCGAAACUUGGGCAGAGGAGGCUCCACCCCCUCCCAGUGAUCUUCUGCUCCGCAUUCCCAGAACUCUACCCGCUCCCUUCGCCCGCCAUAUUGGGUGUGGGCGGAAGUCUUUCCAGGCCUUAGGAAAAAAGGAGGAUCGCUGUGUCCCUUUAACCGGGAGAAGAGCUGACGUACCGCUUUGAGUCCCUUCCGGUGCGUGCAAUAGCUACGAAGGAGUGGUUCUUGUUUGGAGUUUCUAAGUUUUCCACAUACCCCGCCCCCUAAGCUUCCGGAAGUGGCUAUUUUCCCCUCUGGUACUGGACUGCCCUCGGCGCCUGUGCUAGGUUGCGAGUCUGGGUGCUAUCCUAUCAUAACAGGGGACCCGAGGUCGCGAGAAACGUGCUUUAUAAUAAAGCCCGCGCAUGUGU
Molecule: messenger RNA, 993 nt
Organism: Apodemus sylvaticus (European woodmouse)
Lineage: Eukaryota; Metazoa; Chordata; Mammalia; Rodentia; Muridae
Gene: Bad
Product: BCL2 associated agonist of cell death
Exons: 4
Coding region: 15-626 (203 amino acids)
Biological process (GO): apoptotic process
Source: RefSeq, a predicted model, not a curated record